This is a messenger RNA of Diatraea saccharalis (sugarcane borer), 1651 nucleotides long. Lineage: Eukaryota; Metazoa; Arthropoda; Insecta; Lepidoptera; Crambidae. The record is from the annotation of a GenBank genome assembly.
ACAGUACCCCCUCCGCGAAACUUGUCACCGCAGCAGCCGAUGAAGCUGUCAUCCCUUGGCUUUUCAGCUUAAGAAUCACCAUUUUCUUUAGAUUUAAAUAAAAAGUGUAUUGUAAAAUGUAUUUGUAUAAUGGAAAUAUCCUCAAUUAUAAGUUACUAGGUUCAUUUAUUAUUUUGGUAAGUAAUGUAAACAUUGGAAACCCUCUUUAAAUAACACAAGAUUGUGACGUAUGAACUGUUGAUUUUAUGGUUUAAUACGGCAAAUUAAUUGGUGUAUAAUUGUUCUAAAAAUAUUUGGUUUCAGUUCUGCCACAGUUUUUACAACCCUACUGAUAGCGGUGCAGUUCAAAUUACUCAAAGUAAUUUAGAUAUGGUAUUAGCUUCCAAUGAGGUUGUGUUCAUAAAUUUCUAUGCUGAAUGGUGUAAAUUUAGUAAUAUGUUGAUGCCCAUUUUUGAUGAAGCAUCAGAUGAAGUGUCGAAAGCUGGCUAUGACCCUGGUAAAGUUGUAAUGGGUAAAGUUGACUGUGAUAAGGAAGGAGCUAUAGCAACAAGAUUUCACAUAACAAAGUAUCCUACUUUAAAGCUUUUUAGAAAUGGUUUGCCAGCUAAAAAAGAGUACAGAGGACAAAGAUCUGCAGAAGCUUUUGCAGAAUUCAUCAAGAAACAGCUCACUGAUCCAGUUGUUACCUUUGGAUCCCUGAAAGAACUGCUUGAUCUCAGUGAAGAUAAAAGGCAUAUCAUAGGCUACAUGGAUAGAAGAGAUCAACCUGAGUAUGAUGUCCUAAGGAAGGUGGCUGCUAAUCUUAAAGAUGAAUGUCUAUUCCAUGUUGGUUUUGGAGAUGCUUCACAGCAAAUGCACCCUCCAGGUCAACCAGUUGUUGUAUUUAGAGCUGACAAGAAAACAUCAACAGAACCUGAUGAAACCUACAAAGGUUCUCUGACCAGCUUUGAUGAACUAUUUAGUUGGGUACAGGAGAAGUGCAUCCCAUUAGUUCGAGAGAUAACAUUUGAAAAUGCUGAGGAGUUGACUGAAGAAGGGCUGCCGUUCCUGAUUCUUUUCCAUCAUCCAAGUGAUACUGAUAGCGUGAAGAAAUAUAAAGAAAUCAUUAGCAGAGAAUUAGAAGGUGAAAAACAGAACAUAAAUUUCCUGACGGCGGACGGCGUCAGGUUCGAGCACCCAUUACACCACCUCGGCAAGUCGACAUCAGACCUGCCUCUUAUCGCCAUAGAUUCCUUCAGGCACAUGUACCUCUUCCAUGAUUACAAGCAGAUGGAUGAACCAGGGAAACUGUAUCAGUUCCUUCAAGAUUUGUACUCUGGCAAGUUGCAUAGGGAAUUCCAUUACGGGCCGGACCCAGCAGUACCAGCUAUAAGUGACGUAAAAAUGACUACUCCACCGGAGUCCACUUUCAAGAAAUUGGCUCCAUCCAAAAACAGAUACACUCUACUUCGAGACGAGUUAUAAAGAUGUAGCCUUUAGGUCAUGCAAUUUAGUGUAAGAGGUGGUCUCUUAUUAAUGUGAAAUUAUAAAAUGUUUUUAUCUCGCCCGUGUUAUUACUACACACAUCAGUCGCCAGAGGAACAUGUAAUUUGAAGAUUGUUCUCGGUUUUGAAAAAGCAAAGAAAUUAGAAAAUUUCACUCAAUUUAUUCG